ACCCUCCCACUGUUCCCUUCUCCAGGUUGAAACCCCACAGUCAGUUGGACUCACAGGGAAUCACAAAAAUGACAACCUACCAAAUCCCCUCCCUCGUGGCCUCCAAAGUCUCACCAUCCGCCCAUGCCCUCCUUCAGAAAGUCCACCGCUUCGUUGAGACAGAAUGCAUCCCGGCAGACGCCGUCUUCGACGCUCAGCAACCCACUGACCCAGCGAAGCGCUUUCUAAACACCUACCCAGCCAUAAUCGACACGCUAAAGGCGCGAGCCAGGGCACAGGGGCUCUGGAACCUCUUCCUCUCGCAGAAACACUACCCAGAGGGCGUCCCGCUCACAAACCUAGAAUAUGGCCUGAUGGCCGAAAUCAUGGGACGAAGUCUCAUAGCCUCGGAAGCAAUGAACUGCUCGGCACCAGACACGGGCAACAUGGAAGUCCUAGCCAAAUACGGCUCACCGGCACAAAAGGCCCAAUGGCUCACACCACUACUGGAGGGCAAUAUCCGCAGCGCCUUUGUGAUGACAGAACGCCACCGCGCCUCGGCCGAUGCGAAGAACAUCAACCUGGAAAUCACGAGACAGGGCAAUGAGUAUGUCUUGAACGGGACGAAAUGGUGGAGCAGCGGCGCCGGCGAUCCGCGAUGCAAGCUCUAUUUAGUAAUGGGGAAAUCCGACGCCUCAAACCCAAACCCGUACAAGCAGCAAUCCGUAGUCAUAGUCCCGGCCGGCACACCAGGCGUGCAGGUUCGCCGCGCGCUAUCGGUGUACGGGUACGACGACGCCCCGCACGGACACUGCGAGAUCACCUUCACCAAUGUGCACGUCCCGCUGGAGAAUAUGGUCUUCGGCCCCGGUCGCGGCUUCGAGAUAAUCCAGGGCCGAUUGGGACCGGGAAGGAUACACCACUGCAUGAGAUCUGUCGGCGCGGCGGAGCGCGCGCUGGAGUACAUGAUUGCCCGCGUCAACGACCCGGACCGUAAAACCUUUGGCAAGCUCCUUUCCGAGCACGGCUCCAUCCUAGAAUGGAUCGCCAAGUCCCGCCUCGAGAUCGACGCUGGCAGGUUGUUGGUGCUGAAUGCCGCUGACAAGAUCGAUAACUCGGACGCGAAGGGUGCCAUGAGCCUCAUCGCUCAGGCCAAGGUCUACGUGCCGAGUAUGAGCCUUGCCGUCAUCGAUCGUGCGGUGCAGGCUCACGGCGCUGCCGGGGUUAGUCAGGACUUCCCGCUCGCGAGGAUGUGGGCACACCAGAGGACCCUGAGGAUCGCGGAUGGGCCGGACGAGGUGCACUUGAAUCAGCUCGGGAGGACGGAGAAUAGGAGGAGCAAGGAGAUGUGAGUCCCCCCCCCUCUCUCCGUCUUGUUCAACAUUUUGCAGUGCUAAAUUGUUUUGAGCGCAGUGAGGAUAAGAUUGCCAUGCAGACCAAAAAGACGCAGGAGCUCAUGCAGGAGUUUGGGAUCCGGGUUAGGGCGAAUCUGUAGCAGUAUCAUAGCAUUUUUAUUUUUUUCUAUUUUUUAUCCCCUUUCCCUAAAUUAUUGUAUAUGUAUAAUAUUGGUAUUCACUUCUAGUCGUCGGG
Tuber aestivum (summer truffle) is the source of this 1569-nucleotide messenger RNA. The record is from the annotation of a GenBank genome assembly. NCBI's taxonomy places the organism in Eukaryota, Fungi, Ascomycota, Pezizomycetes, Pezizales, Tuberaceae.